Haliotis rufescens (red abalone) is the source of this 2512-nucleotide messenger RNA. Its product is annotated as E3 ubiquitin-protein ligase XIAP-like. The coding region runs from base 358 to 1737 and encodes 459 amino acids. Gene Ontology annotation, biological process: regulation of cell cycle; negative regulation of apoptotic process. The record is from RefSeq and is a predicted model, not a curated record. NCBI's taxonomy places the organism in Eukaryota, Metazoa, Mollusca, Gastropoda, Lepetellida, Haliotidae. The transcript has 7 exons. Gene Ontology annotation, cellular component: nucleus; spindle microtubule; cytoplasm. Gene Ontology annotation, molecular function: cysteine-type endopeptidase inhibitor activity involved in apoptotic process.
UACCGCUCGAUAAACGUAGCGCUGGGAAAGGGUCGUAAACUGACGCGCCCAACAGUUGGUCUUCACAGGUGGAAGGGUAUUUCGGUCGUAUUUCUUGGGUUACGUCUUAUUCCUUUUUCACGAUUGGUGAAAAUCAUUCAGUAAGAAGCACGGUUAUUUCCAAUGUGACGUCUACAAGCAGCAACUAAGACUUUUUCUCCACUUCAGUCGAACAAAUAAUAAAUCAUCAGCAUAUUUCUCAACAUAUUCAAGUGUUGUCAUCAAAAGAAUGGCAUGUCUGCCUACAGGGAUGUUUUUCUAGAGGUCACUGCAGUAACUGGGAGUUUCGAAUAUUGAUAGUUAACCUAGCUCUUCACAAUGGAUAACUCUGGGUAUGACAUCGGACCACAUGACGCGGAAUAUCAGAAUGGAUUGGAAAUGGAUUUGGUAAUAGAUAAUCCUCCUGAUGCCGAUGACCCAAGUGUUCCCCCUCACUUCCACUCCAGAUAUACAUCAAGUCAGGUGAACAAUGUUUCCUCUAUGCCCCCCGAAUACACCCAACACCGGGUGUAUGGAACUGACAUGGUGGUAUGGCGGAUGCAUUUCGAGGAACCCAUUGACAUGACCCCCCCAGACCAGAACCCUCUCAACACAGCUGAUGCUUGUCCAGUACCUGUGGACAUUGUACAUAAUGUUUUGUACAUUGAAAGUAAUCGCUUACAGACAUUUGCUGGUAAAUGGCCAGCACAGGCAAACGUCACCCCCAAGGCGUUGGCCAGGGAAGGGUUUUACUAUGAAGGUCCUGGGGACAGAGUUAGGUGUGUCUACUGUACAGGGGUACUCAAACACUGGGAGAAGGGAGAUGUUGUUUCAGAGGAACACAAGAAACACUUCCCCAACUGUGUGGUACACAGGGUACGGGCAGCUGGUCACCGGGGGGCAAACCCCAUCAUCGACAGCCAGCAGGUAGCAGCACAUCUGGACAGGUCGACAACGGCAGACCUGGGCGUGAAGUCGACCGACGACACAACAGCUGACAGUCUGGGCAUUGUGAAGAAUAAACCUAAAUUCCCUCAGUAUGGGAUUGAGUCUACCCGCCUGGGGACAUUCGGAGACUGGCCAGGUCAAAUCAAACAGACGCCGGAAGACAUGGCGAAGGCUGGGCUGUAUUACUUGGGGAAGGGAGACCAAGUGAUGUGUUUCUCCUGCGGUGGUCGCCUGCACACGUGGGACCCGACUGAUGACCCCAUGGAGGAACACACCAAGUGGUACCCCCAGUGUGCCUUCGUCAAACUCGCCAGGGGAGGCAACUCAAGUUCUAGGAAUGGCAGAACUGUAGCAGAUUCAGAUCGUUUAGAGAAGAACCCCUCUGUCCAGGCCUUGGUGGACAAUGGCUGCAAACUUGAGGACAUCAGCCAUGCCAUAGAGCAGCUACACUUGGAUGGAGUUGGUGUAAGUACAAUCCCAUCAGCUGAAGCCAUAUGGGAGAAGAUCGAGGAGAAGUCCCAGACACAGGGCAGGGAGGUUGUGCUUCAGAAUGGACACUCACAAAGCAGUGAUGAUGUACAAGCGUUGCUGACCGAGAACCGGGAGCUGAAGGAGCAGCGGCUGUGUAAAGUGUGUCUGGAGAAUGAGAUCAGCAUCAUCUUCCUGCCCUGCGGCCACCUCACCUGCUGCAGCAAGUGUGCGACAACGCUGUCCGAGUGCCCCAUCUGUCGGGGCAAGAUCAAUGGGUCAGCAAAAGCGUAUUGGCCUUGAAUGUGUGCUCCUUAUGAACGGGAGACCUUACUAUUAUUAUUACAUUUUCACCUUAACGAGGCAAAGGAGUAAACUAGUACGUGUUUAAAGUACUGUUUCCAUGCUUGCUGAACUACGCUGGAAUUAUAAAGAUAUUUUUUAUUACAAUAUACAUCUUGAUUAUCGAUCGUCCCGACUCUUAGGACCCUGUAAAUAGUGACAAGGCUGUGAUUUUUGUUUUUGUUACAUGACUUUAAGAGGUCUUUACACUGUUGUUAUUAUAACUAGUAGAGCCUGCUGUCUGAGGUGUCUAAGCUGUGUGUAGAGGGGGCUAGGACAAAUAUUGAGUCUAUCCCAAGAUAACUCAAUCCAUCCUUGCUGCAUUUUUUUAUUUUUUAUUCUGAACAUAAUAAAAAUAAUUACUCACUCACUCAACUCACUCAGAAAGACACCAAUCACACACACACACACACACACACACACACACACACACACCAAGUUGUUUGUUAGUGUACAGUACCAGAAUAUUUAGAUGUUAAGCUGUUGUAGUUGCUUCUGUAGUACGUACAGAAUUUGUUCAUCAGUAAUUUUUGUAGUUUGGUGUCGGUAUUCCUUUUUUCAAAUGUGCAUAUUAUUUUAUAUCCAAAAAGGGGUCAAUAUUUACCUAUAUCACUUAUGACACAUGUAUGUAUUUACAACACUUAUCAAUAAAAGUUUAGGACUCCUCAACAAGCCUCCAAGUUUUAAACUUCUGUCAAACCAUGUAGAUAUAUUUGAUAUUAAAUGUAGCACAAGA